AAUACGGCGGAAAAGAGAGAAUGUUCUCGCCGCCGCCGCCGCUGCGCGUGGUGUCGAGGCGCAGCGUGAAGCCGCCGCCACGGCCGCGCGAGCUCAUCCCUGUCACGUCGUGGGACGCCCCCGGUCUGUUCAUGAACUACAUCCAGAAGGGCCUCCUCUUCGCGCAGCCACCGCUCCCCACGACCGAGCUCGUUGACCACCUUCAGGCCGCCCUCGCCGGCGCACUCGCCUCGUACUACCCCGUGGCCGGCCGCUUCGUCACGGAACAGCACCGCGACGACCAGGGAGACGUCGUUGGCUGCUCGUUCGCUAUUGACUGUGGCGGCCAGGGCGUCGACAUCCUCCACGCCGUCGCCGACGGCGUCGCCGUCGCCGACGUGAUACCUCCCGACACGGAUGUCCCACGCAUCGUCCAGGCAUUGUUCCCGCUCAACGGUGCCGUCAACUACGACGGCCACGAGCUCCCGGUGUUCGUCGCCCAGGUAACCGAGCUCGUCGACGGCGUCUUCCUCGGCUUCGCGUGCAACCACGCGCUCUGCGACGGCACCGCGUUCUGGAACUUCCUCAACGCAUGGGCCGAGAUCGCGCGCACCAGGCUCGUGCCGACGUCGCGGCCGCCCUUGUUCGAGCGGUGGUUGCCCGACGGCGGCGCGGCGGCGCCGGCCGUGCUCCCGUACGCGGACCCGUCGGUGCUCAUCAAGAGACCAACGCCAGUGUCGCCUCUGCGCGAGCGGAUGCUGCACUUCUCAGCGAACUCCCUGGCGGCGCUCAAGGAGCGGGCGCGGCAGGAGCUCCUGGCAGCCGGGGACACAGCCGGCGCAGGCGCCUUGACGAGGUUCCAGGCGUUGACCUCCCUUGUGUGGAGGUGCUUCACCCGCGCCCGGCGCCUGGCGCCGGACCAGGAGACCGUGUGCUACGCGGCCGCCGACAACCGCGGGCGGCUGCGCCCGCCACUUCCGGCGGAGUACUUCGGUAACAGCAUCAGCGCCAUCAGGACGGAGGCGGUGCUCGCGUCGGAGCUGCUGGCGCGCGGGCACGGGUGGGCGGCGGCGGCGGUGGGGCGGGCGGUGGCGGCGCACACGGACGCGAGCAUCCGGGCCCGCGCGGUGGCGUGGGCGGCGAACCCGGCGCUGUACGCUGCGGGGUCGUUCCCCACGAACUGCGUGGUUAUGGGGAGCUCGCCGCGGUUCGACAUGUACGGGUGCGACUUCGGGUGGGGGAAGGCUCUGGCGGCUCGCAGCGGCAUGGCCAACAAGAUGGACGGGAAGGUGUCGCUGUAUCCCGGGCGGGACGGCGGCUUCGACGUGGAGGUGUCGAUGUUGCCGGAGUACAUGGCGGCGCUGGAGCAGGACGAGGAGUUUUGGGCCGCCGUGUCGCCGGACGCAGUGCCGCCGGGCAUGAAAGAGUGAAGCUUUUUACCACUGUUUACCUCGUUGGCUCGUUGCCUCUUUGGAAAGGGUGUUGAACACUUGAACUGCAUGCCUGUUUUUCCGUUUAUUUCUUGUUUCCUUUAACCUUCAGGUGAUGAAUAAUAAAAGCCCGCGAGCAUCUAAA
Molecule: messenger RNA, 1554 nt
Organism: Setaria italica (foxtail millet)
Lineage: Eukaryota; Viridiplantae; Streptophyta; Magnoliopsida; Poales; Poaceae
Exons: 1
Coding region: 21-1409 (462 amino acids)
Source: RefSeq, a predicted model, not a curated record